Molecule: messenger RNA, 1410 nt
Organism: Antechinus flavipes (yellow-footed antechinus)
Lineage: Eukaryota; Metazoa; Chordata; Mammalia; Dasyuromorphia; Dasyuridae
Product: venom metalloproteinase inhibitor DM43-like
Exons: 7
Coding region: 16-1242 (408 amino acids)
Source: RefSeq, a predicted model, not a curated record
GAGAAGGAAGGCGCCAUGGUCUCCCGGCUGGCGGUUCUGCUCCUUCUAGGGCUUUGGCUGGACCCACACACGGAGGGGGAGGCAGCCGUAUAUAUAGACACAACUCCUAAGAUCUGGAUAAAGCCUGAAUCCGCAUCCACGCCCUGGGCCAACGUAUCCCUUCAGUGCCUGUCGAUUAAUAUUCUGGGAAGUACGUUCGAGCUGUUGAAGGAUGGGAAACGCUUCGCUUCGCUUCCUAUCCUUCAUCCCAUUGUCACGUUCCCACUGGGGCCAGUGACAGCGGACAACAAGGGCACUUACCAGUGCCACAUCCAAAAGAAAAAAAGCUGGAGUUUAACGAGUGCCCCGGUGGAGGUGACGGGGACAGAGCCCCUCCCAGCACCCUCCGUCAGGACUGAGCCCGGACCUUGGAUCCUCCACGGCGUGGACACUCAACUGCACUGCCAGGGGCCACUGCUGGACAUGACCUUUGACUUGUACCAAGAAGGAGAGCAGAAGCCUGUGGCCAGCUCCCUCCCCCCGGAAUCAGAAGCCACCUUUCUCAUUAAGAGCCCCGGAAACUACACCUGCCGCUACCGAGCACCCACAGCGGCACCCACGGCGGGCUCAGCGCCCAGUCAGACCGUCCACUUUGUGGUGCCAGAUUCCUUGCCAAAACCUUCUUUCCAAAUUCGGGAGGAUGAUCUGAUCUUCAGGCCCGGAGCAUCCGUGACCUUCCGGUGCCGGGGAAAGUUCCCGGGGCUGGCCUUCGAGCUGUACAAGGACGGGAAGGAGGUCUUUGUGUCCCACUUGUCUUCAACGGACCCUCUGCAUAUCGACUUCCACCUGGAGGACCUGAAACCCGGGGCCGGGGGCAAAUACUACUGCCGCUACCGCUUCAGAGACGGGCCGUCCAUCUGGUCGGAAGACAGCUCCUCCGUGGAGCUCAUCCUGACCACAGAAACCCUGCCCAAGCCGACCCUGUGGGUCCAGCCCCCGGACGCCGUGAUCGCUCCCGGGACCAACGUGACCCUGCGGUGCCUGGGGGCCCGGCCCAACGCCAGGUUCGCCUUGCUGAGGCAGCACAGCAGCCGGCCCCUGCAGGUCCUGAGCGUCCCCGGCCCGGAGGCUGACUUUGUCCUCCGCGAGGUCUGGGACUUUCACUCGGGCAAUUACAGCUGCCUCUACUUCGAGACCGCCGCCCCCUUCGCCGGGGCCCCAACGAGCGACUACGUGGAGCUCGUAGUGGAUGAAAUAUCCUAGGAAAAACUAGAACCUCGGGAACGAGUGAAUUAUCGUGGCUGGAAGCCGAGAUCCCCAGAACGCAGGACGGAGCCCGAGCCCCACAGCUCCUCAAGAACAAUGACAAACACAAGAGCUUUUCCCCGGCCUAUUAAUCAGCCUCGGAAAAUAAAAGUGAUUUGCUCUUUC